This is a messenger RNA of Mauremys mutica (yellowpond turtle), 2687 nucleotides long. It is a transcript of the gene HNRNPA2B1, whose product is annotated as heterogeneous nuclear ribonucleoprotein A2/B1. Gene Ontology annotation, molecular function: RNA binding. The record is from RefSeq and is a predicted model, not a curated record. Lineage: Eukaryota; Metazoa; Chordata; Testudines; Geoemydidae. The coding region runs from base 151 to 1200 and encodes 349 amino acids. The transcript is spliced from 12 exons.
CCUACACGCUAGCUGCAGCCUCCUGCCGCUGCCACUGCUGCUGCCGUGUCGCCAGUGCGGGAGCGAGAGGGGGGCCAGCCAGGGCUUCUCUCCGAGAGGGCAGCUUGAAACACGGGGACGCGGCCUCAGCGAGCGCCUGGGCGAAGCAAGAUGCCUCGCGGAGACAGAGAGAGCGACUGGAGAGAAAAGGAGCAGUUUCGCAAACUGUUCAUUGGUGGCUUGAGCUUUGAAACAACAGAAGAAAGUUUGAGGAACUACUAUGAGCAAUGGGGGAAACUUACAGACUGUGUGGUGAUGAGGGAUCCCGCAAGCAAACGAUCGAGAGGAUUUGGUUUUGUAACAUUCUCCUCCAUGGCCGAAGUUGAUGCAGCCAUGGCUGCAAGACCUCACUCAAUUGAUGGAAGGGUAGUUGAGCCAAAACGAGCAGUAGCCAGAGAGGAAUCUGGAAAACCUGGUGCUCACGUUACUGUGAAAAAGCUGUUUGUUGGUGGAAUUAAGGAAGAUACUGAGGAACACCACCUUCGAGAUUACUUUGAGGAAUAUGGGAAAAUUGACACUAUUGAAAUAAUUACAGAUAGACAAUCUGGUAAAAAGAGAGGUUUUGGCUUUGUUACAUUUGAUGACCAUGAUCCUGUGGAUAAAAUUGUAUUGCAGAAAUACCACACCAUCAAUGGCCAUAAUGCAGAAGUAAGAAAAGCUUUAUCUAGACAAGAAAUGCAAGAAGUUCAGAGUUCUAGGAGUGGAAGAGGAGGUAACUUUGGCUUUGGGGAUUCACGUGGAGGUGGUGGCAACUUUGGUCCAGGACCAGGAAGCAACUUCAGAGGAGGAUCUGAUGGAUAUGGAAGUGGUCGUGGAUUUGGUGAUGGAUACAAUGGAUAUGGUGGAGGACCAGGAGGUGGCAAUUUUGGAGGUAGUCCUGGUUAUGGAGGAGGAAGAGGAGGAUAUGGUGGUGGAGGACCUGGAUAUGGCAACCAGGGUGGGGGCUACGGAGGUGGUUAUGACAACUAUGGAGGAGGCAAUUAUGGAAGCGGAAACUACAAUGAUUUUGGAAACUAUAACCAACAGCCCUCAAACUAUGGUCCAAUGAAGAGUGGAAAUUUUGGUGGUAGCAGGAACAUGGGGGGACCAUAUGGUGGAGGAAACUAUGGUCCAGGAGGCAGUGGAGGAAGUGGUGGAUAUGGAGGGAGGAGCCGUUACUGAGCUUCUGCAAACUUGCCAUGGGCUUCACUGUAUAAAUAGGAGAGGAUGAGAGCCCAGAGGUAACAGAACAGCUUCAGGUUAUCGAAAUAACAAUGUUAAGGAAACACUUACUCAGUCAUGCAUAAAUAUGCAGUGAUAUGGCAGAAGACACCAGAGCAGAUGCAGAGAGCCAUUUUGUGAAUGGAUUGGAUUAUUUAAUAACAUUACCUUACUGUGGAGGAAGGACUGUAAAAAUGCCUUUGAGACAGUUUCUUAGCUUUUUAAUUGUUGUUUCUUUCUAGUGGUCUUUGUAAGAGUGUAGAAGCAUUCCUUUGAUAAUGUUAAAUUUGUAAGUUUCAGGUGACAUGUGAAACCUUUUUUAAGAUUUUUCUCAAAGUUUUGAAAAGCUAUUAGCCAGGAUCAUGGUGUAAUAAGACAUAACGUUUUCCUUUUAAAAAAUUUAAGUGCGUGUGUAGAGUUAAGAAGCUGUUGUACAUUUGAUUUAAUAAAAUAAUUCUAAAGGAAAUACUGUGUAAUUAUAGAUUUUUUUUUUAAAAUAUAUAUUGUAAAAUAAGGCAAGGAGUGGGUAGUAUAAGGUCCCACAAAUAAUACAAAGCUGUUGUUGUACAUGUAAAAUUAAAUGCUGGUCAGAAAAAGUAUGUUGUCUGUAAAUUAUCAGGUUUAAAAUAUCUAGAUAACUUAAGGGAUAUCUCUGCAAGGAGAAACACCUUUUUAGAUCUUUUAGAUGCUGCUUCUUCAAUGGCAAGGAAAGGAAAUAUCCCCAGCGAGGUACUCUUCCAGGGACACAGGUCUAGUACAAGAGAACUCUUGAAAACGGCACUAAGUUCAGCCAGUCUUAAAAAGCUGCGCUGUAUUUCUGCAAAGCUUUAACUACCGUAGUUUUAUAAGGAUGCCAACGAAGGCUGAGGGUGUAGAGCAAAAUAGUUCUAAGCUUCAGUUAAACUUCUUUAGGUAAGAUCUUAUUUACUUUUCCUUUCUUAAUGUUCCAAAAACAAGAAACUAAUACUAUAUGACAGUCUCUUUCAGUAUAGUGGUUAUCAUAUGUAGUUUAACAUAGCAAUGAAUUGAGUUAACCAUUACCAACUGAAGAGAAUGUUGUGAAUCCUAUCUUUUUUUUUUCUUGUAUUAAAUUUUGACAUCAUGUUUUUUUUAAAUUUCAGCUACUUAACAUAUUUUUUUCCUACUGGAAUCUAGCUUUGAUAUGAGCCAUCGACAAGCAUAGACUGCUGCUACUGUACACUGCUGCAGUUGAACAAAUGAGACCUGCAAGUGUCCAUUAGUAAAGUUUUGCAAGGGUUCCAUACCCGUGUUGGUAGUUAAAAUGGAAGGUGCCAUGCUGCAGGUAACAAAUGAAGAAGUGGUCAACCACAGACAUGCUUCAAGAAAUAAGAAAUUCUGAAUCAUCAGAAAAUAAUUGCUUUUUCUGGCUUCAUUAAAAAUCUAUAGGUUAAAUGAAUCCUGAUAAUAAAACAUUUCAGUUAAUACAG